ACGUGUGUCACUUUUGACCAGGAAAGGAGCAGCGGGGCAGAAGAAGUCACUGGUUUAGUGGGAGCAGCACCUCUCCUCACAGGCAUCCCCGAACCAGCCGAGUCUGGACCCCCGCGGCCUCGUCUCUUUCUCCUCCAACUGUUGACCGUGCGUCGUGGCAAGCCCACGGAUCGCAAACUGUAAAAGGUGCAGACACUCGACAAGUAAAAAAAAGUUAAUUCGUCAAAGGGAUAACGAAAAGGGACAGACGGAGACGGCAAAAUGACGACAGUCAUUGAAACCCAACAACAUUACGAGACCUACAUGACGUCUGCGACGGGAGACUACAUGGGUCAGGAAGAUGACUGGGACAGGGAUCUCCUGUUGGACCCCGCCUGGGAGAAGCAGCAGAGAAAGACAUUCACAGCAUGGUGUAACUCCCAUCUGCGUAAGGCUGGCACGCAGAUCGAGAACAUCGAGGAGGACUUCAGAAAUGGCCUCAAGCUUAUGCUGCUCUUGGAGGUCAUCUCAGGUGAGAGACUGCCCAAGCCUGACAAGGGUAAGAUGCGCUUCCACAAGAUCGCCAAUGUCAACAAAGCUCUGGACUACAUCUGCAGCAAGGGGGUUAAACUGGUGUCCAUUGGUGCUGAGGAAAUUGUGGACGGAAAUGUGAAGAUGACUCUGGGUAUGAUCUGGACAAUCAUUCUGCGUUUCGCCAUCCAGGACAUCUCUGUGGAGGAGACCUCUGCCAAAGAGGGUCUCCUUCUGUGGUGCCAGAGGAAGACUGCCCCCUACAGGAAUGUCAAUGUACAGAACUUCCACAUCAGUUGGAAGGAUGGUCUGGCUCUGUGUGCCCUCAUCCACAGGCACAGACCUGACCUCAUUGACUACUCCAAACUGAGAAAGGAUGACCCCAUUGGAAACCUAAACACUGCCUUUGAGGUCGCUGAGAAGUAUCUGGACAUCCCCAAGAUGUUGGACGCUGAGGAUAUUGUGAACACCCCCAAACCUGAUGAGAAGGCUAUUAUGACCUAUGUGUCCUGCUUCUACCAUGCUUUUGCUGGUGCUGAGCAGGCUGAGACUGCAGCCAACAGGAUCUGUAAGGUUCUGGCUGUGAACCAGGAGAAUGAGAGACUCAUGGAGGAGUAUGAGAAACUGGCCAGUGAGCUGCUGGAGUGGAUCCGCCGCACCAUCCCCUGGCUGGAGAACCGCGUGGCUGAGCAGACCAUGCGCGCCAUGCAACAGAAGCUGGAGGACUUCCGCGACUACCGCCGUGUGCACAAGCCACCCCGCGUGCAGGAGAAGUGCCAGCUGGAGAUCAACUUCAACACGCUGCAGACCAAGCUGCGCCUCAGCAACCGCCCCGCCUUCAUGCCCUCCGAGGGCAAGAUGGUGUCGGACAUUGCUAACGCCUGGAAGGGCCUGGAACAGGUGGAGAAGGGCUAUGAAGAGUGGCUCCUCACCGAGAUCCGCCGCUUGGAAAGACUCGACCACCUGGCUGAGAAGUUCAAGCAGAAGUGCUCUCUCCAUGAGAGCUGGACUGGAGGUAAGGAGGGCCUGCUCUCCCAGAAGGACUAUGAGUCGGCAUCUCUGAUGGAGAUCCGCGCUCUGAUGAGGAAGCACGAGGCCUUUGAGAGUGACCUGGCCGCCCACCAGGACCGUGUGGAGCAGAUUGCCGCCAUUGCCCAGGAGCUCAAUGAGCUGGACUACCAUGAUGCUUCCACAGUUAAUGCCCGCUGCCAGGCUAUCUGUGACCAGUGGGACAACCUGGGCACUCUGACCCAGAAGAGGAGGGACUCUCUGGAGCGUGUGGAGAAGUUGUGGGAGACCAUUGACCAGCUGUACCUGGAGUUCGCCAAGAGGGCGGCGCCCUUCAACAACUGGAUGGAUGGAGCUAUGGAGGAUCUGCAGGAUAUGUUCAUCGUGCACAGCAUUGAGGAGAUUCAGAGCCUGAUCACGGCCCAUGACCAGUUCAAGGCCACUCUGCCUGAGGCCGAUAAGGAGCGCAUGGCCACCAUGGGUAUCCACACCGAGGUGAUGAAGAUCGCCCAGACCUAUGGCAUCAAGCUCAGUGGCGUCAACCCCUACACCAACCUCUCGCCACAGGACAUUACCAACAAGUGGGAGAUGGUGAAGCAGCUGGUUCCCCUCAGAGACCAAAUGCUGCAGGAGGAGGUUGCCAGGCAACAGGCCAACGAGAGGCUGAGGAGGCAGUUUGCUGCGCAGGCCAACAUCAUCGGACCCUGGAUCCAAACCAAGAUGGAGGAGAUUGGCCAUGUGUCCAUUGACAUUGCCGGCUCUCUGGAGGAACAGAUGAACAACCUGAAGACCUACGAGCAGAACAUCAUCAACUACAAGUCCAACAUCGACAAGCUGGAGGGAGACCACCAGCUCAUCCAGGAGGCUCUCAUCUUCGACAACAAGCACACCAACUACACCAUGGAGCACAUCCGUGUGGGCUGGGAGCAGCUGCUCACCACCAUUGCCCGCACCAUCAACGAGGUGGAGAACCAGAUCCUGACCCGCGACGCCAAGGGCAUCAGCCAGGAGCAGCUCAACGAGUUCAGGGCCUCCUUCAAUCACUUCGACAGGAAGAGAAACGGCAUGAUGGACCCCGACGACUUCCGUGCCUGCCUCAUCUCCAUGGGUUACGAUCUGGGUGAGGUGGAGUUUGCCCGUAUCAUGACCUUGGUGGACGCCAACAACACCGGUGUGGUCACCUUCCAGGCCUUCAUCGACUUCAUGACCCGCGAGACCGCUGAGACCGACACUGCCGAACAGGUCAUGGCCUCCUUCAAGAUCCUGGCCUCUGACAAGCCCUUCAUCACGGUGGAUGAGCUGCGCAGAGAGCUGCCCCCAGAGCAGGCCGAGUACUGCAUCAGCCGCAUGACCAAGAUUACAUCUACAUCUCCUUCUCCAGGCUCUUCAGAGAUGGCCAGACAUGGUCACGCUGCCCCCCACCCCGCCCCAGCCAAACCACAGACAGGCAAACAGAUUCAUCCCGGACACUUCUCACUUCUUCUCCCAAACAUGCCCAACGUCACUCAGAAGCUGCCCUGUCUGCAAGUGAAUUAUGUCAGUGUCAACAGCACUGAGACUAAACUAUGA
Messenger RNA from Alosa alosa (allis shad), 3087 nucleotides. It is a transcript of the gene actn3b, whose product is annotated as actinin alpha 3b. Gene Ontology annotation, biological process: actin cytoskeleton organization; muscle cell development. The record is from RefSeq and is a predicted model, not a curated record. Gene Ontology annotation, molecular function: calcium ion binding; actin filament binding. The transcript has 22 exons. Bases 262 to 3087 code for a protein of 941 amino acids. Lineage: Eukaryota; Metazoa; Chordata; Actinopteri; Clupeiformes; Clupeidae. Gene Ontology annotation, cellular component: cortical actin cytoskeleton; plasma membrane; cell projection.